Molecule: messenger RNA, 2022 nt
Organism: Jatropha curcas
Lineage: Eukaryota; Viridiplantae; Streptophyta; Magnoliopsida; Malpighiales; Euphorbiaceae
Product: Protein kinase superfamily protein
Cellular component (GO): plastoglobule; plasma membrane
Source: RefSeq, a predicted model, not a curated record
UGCUGGACGUAUGCUUGGAGAAAGGAUAUUUAUUUUGCAUACACUUGUGUAAGUCAUCGUUUUACAUUUCUGCGAAAAGCAGAGCAAGAAAAUGGCGAUGAUUUCUCUGUCGGCUUUGCGAGGUGGUCGCUUCUCGUUGUUUACUCCUUGCCCUUAUCCUCAGCUGUCUGUGGCAAAUAGCAGAUCAAGGAAGCUCAAUUUCGGUCUAUUUCGGUCAAAGGCUUUUACCCUUUUUGCGCAAUAUUCACAAGCACAGGAUCGUUUUUCUUCUCGCCUUCAAGAUAGUAUUCAGAACUUGCCAGAAUUGGUACAGGAUAUUGUCCAGACAUCUAUUAACACGGGUCCUCGUGGAGCCCUAAGGCUGGCUCAAGGUAUUCAAGCAUUUCUUGGAGUUGGUGGGGAGUGGCUGGCAGACGUAUCAAAGUCAACAAAUUCAUCUACUGGAUUGCCCAGCCAAUCACAGCUUGGAUUACUCUCUCCGCUAUAUUUGAGAAAAUUAUUUGAGCGCAUGGGAGCAACCUAUAUUAAACUAGGUCAGUUCAUAGCAUCUGCACCAACAAUGUUCCCACCAGAAUAUGUCAAUGAAUUCCAGAACUGUUUUGAUAAGGCUCCUGCUGUCCCUUUCCAAGAAAUUCAAGCAAUCUUGCGUGAGGAAUUAGGAAGGCCAAUAGAAAGUGUGUAUGAAUAUGUCAACCCAACACCAAUUGCCUCAGCCUCAAUAGCACAGGUUCAUGGGGCACGGCUUAAAGGUUCCCAAGAAGAUGUGGUUAUUAAAGUCCUCAAACCUGGAAUAGAAGACAUACUAGUUGCAGAUUUGAACUUUGUGUACGUUGUUGCUCGCAUAUUGGAGUUUUUAAGUCCUGAUCUUAGCCGCGCAUCACUGGUUGGUAUUAUCAAAGACAUAAGGGAGUCCAUGCUUGAAGAAGUUGACUUCUAUAAGGAAGCUGCAAAUGUUGAGUCCUUUAGGAGAUAUUUAGAGGCGAUGGGACUUACAGCGCAGGCUACAGCUCCAAAAGUCUAUCAGCAUUGCAGCACUCGACGAGUUCUGACCAUGGAGAGGCUGUAUGGAGUGCCUCUCACUGACCUGGAUUCUAUAAGGUCACUUGUUUCUAGUCCAGAGGCCAGUCUUAUAACAGCCCUGAACGUGUGGUUUGGUAGUUUGCUGGCAUGUGAAACUUUCCAUGCAGAUGUACAUGCUGGUAAUUUAUGGUUAUUACGUGAUGGUCGAAUUGGGUUUCUUGAUUUCGGAAUUGUAGGUCGCAUAUCCCCAAAGACAUGGGCUGCUAUGGAAGUGUUUCUGACAUCAAUUGCAACUGAAGAAUAUGAGUCUAUGGCAUCUGCGUUGAUUGAAAUGGGGGCUACAAACAAGGAUGUUGAUGUUAAUGCCUUUGCAAGAGACUUGGAAAAGAUAUUUUCAUCAAUACAGGAAUUGGAUACAGAAAUAGUUGUUGCAACAGCAAGAGAUGCUACUACAGAUGCAACUGCUGUUUCUGCCAAUUUAGUUGUUGAUGAGAGGCAAAUGAAUGCACUUUUCCUCGAUGUGGUUCGUGUCAGUGAAUCAUAUGGACUCAGAUUUCCGAGGGAGUUUGCACUUCUUAUGAAACAGCUCCUUUAUUUUGAUCGGUAUACUCGGUUGUUGGCCCCAAACUUGAACAUGCUUCAGGAUCAGAGGAUUACUAUUGUCUCAAAUCGUAGUAGUUAUAGGAACACUUUCAAAUGAAUCUUGGAUAUAUAGGUGUAUUGGUGUACACUUCUUUUCUUAUGUAAAUGCAAACAUGCAACCGAUGGAGCUACUUCAAAAUACGAUCUACAGAAGGAUUAAGUAGGAAACAAAUAUACUCCACAUGAUAUGGGAAAGAACGUCUACAAUACCGUUGUAUUUUGUGUUUAUAUUGGAAGGAAUACAGUAGUUAGUAAUUCCUUUCCAUGGGGAAUAUAUGUUUACUGCUGUGCUUUUUGUAUCACCUCCUUCCCAUAUUGCACUGCUCCUGUUGUGUAAUUUCAUAUGCCUUCAUUUUCUUU